Drosophila erecta is the source of this 875-nucleotide messenger RNA. RefSeq lists its product as uncharacterized. Lineage: Eukaryota; Metazoa; Arthropoda; Insecta; Diptera; Drosophilidae. The transcript is spliced from 4 exons. The record is from RefSeq and is a predicted model, not a curated record. Bases 353 to 739 code for a protein of 128 amino acids.
UAAGGUUAAGAAAGAGUGCAAAAACAUUAAAUCGCUUAUGUGCCUGCGUCUGCGAGAGUGUGUGUGUGGGCGGCGCGCUGUGUAUGUGGGGGUAUUUUUGUGUUUGUUUUGAGCUGCAGCCUCCGCCCUCGCAUCCACCCACCUUCCCCUCUCCCAUUCAAUUUGCAUUCACAUACACAGGAAGUGGGAAGAGGAGGAGGGAGAAGAAGAGUGAGAUAUGUAUCGAUUCCGAGCGGAGAAAUUGAUAAAAUGUCAAAGUUCAUAAGACUGGUAACCGCCUUCGUUUUGGGCUCAAAACUGACCAAACGUUUGGAUGAUCAGAUAGUUUUUAUUCAACCGCAGACAGGUCAUCAUGUCUCGCGAUUUUUGCGCGCUGUUGGCGAUUCUCAUCUUCUCUUUGGCCAAUGCCGCACCGCAAACUUCCCCAACUAUCGUUCCGCAAAUCCGCACUAAUGGCUUCCAACUCGAGCCCCUCAAUCAAGAAUACUUCCUCAGAAUCGAACAUCCGGGUGGCACUAUUCGCCAGGAAUCCGUGAGCCAGAAUGAAGCCGGACACCUGCAAGUCAAAGGUGUGAUUAACCAGCCUUUCGAGGAUCAGGGCGCCAAUCUUAUUGUCACCUACGCGGCUGGUCCGAAUGGAUAUGUCGCGAAAUACAGCUACGGAAAAAAACCUCCAACGCUGCCUCCGGACACCCCACUAUUCCUCAGUCCCACUGCUCUAAAAACAACAGCUGGAUAAAGCUUAGUAUUGAUAUUAACGAGAGAUUAAAGCCACAACUUGCCGUAAUUUAUAUUUUUAGUCAUCUCCGUAUUUAUUAACAGUAAUCAAAUAGUAAUCGUCACAUACAUGUUAAUAGAAAUCAAUAAAUUGGCUU